AUGGCCACUGUCACUUCACCCGAUUUUAGUAUGAUUCUAUUUAAAGCAUGUAGCGAGAUUGUUCAUGAACUUGUUGUUGCGGUAAAAGAGGGAAAGGAUGUAAAUCUCAAUGGAAUCAAAUCCAGAAUUUCUCGCAAAUACAAGAUGCAUACUCAACCCAAACUAGUUGAUAUUAUUGCUGCUAUCCCUGAACAACAUCGUGCAACUCUGUUGCCCAAGAUUCGUGCAAAACCUGUUAGAACUGCAUCUGGGAUUGCUGUUGUGGCAGUCAUGUGCAAGCCACAUAGAUGUCCUCACAUUGCAAUGACUGGAAAUAUCUGUGUAUAUUGUCCUGGAGGGCCAGACUCUGAUUUCGAAUACUCGACACAAUCAUACACUGGCUAUGAACCCACUUCAAUGCGUGCCAUUCGUUCACGUUAUAAUCCAUAUGAACAGGCACGAGGUCGUAUUGAUCAACUCAAGAGUCUAGGGCAUAGUUGCGACAAGGUUGAAUAUAUUAUCAUGGGUGGAACCUUUAUGUCACUUGGUGAAAAUUAUCGUAAUUGGUUUAUUUCGAGACUUCACGAUGCUCUCACUGGCCAUUCCAGCAAUGAUAUUGAUGAAGCAGUCAGCUUUCUAAAUGUCAAUACUCUUGCUAGAUUUUCUGAACAAAGUCAAACCAAAUGCAUCGGUAUUACUAUUGAAACGCGUCCAGAUUACUGUCUCAAACCACAUCUCAGCCAAAUGCUGCGAUAUGGUUGUACCAGACUUGAAAUCGGUGUUCAAAGUGUAUACGAAGACGUUGCCAGAGAUACAAACAGAGGGCAUACUGUAAAAGCAGUAUGCGAGACAUUUCAACUAGCAAAGGAUACUGGAUACAAGGUUGUGGUUCAUAUGAUGCCCGACUUGCCCAAUGUUGGGAUGGAACGUGAUCUGGAGCAAUUUAAAGAAUAUUUUGAAAACCCUGCAUUUAGAUCGGAUGGUCUAAAAUUAUAUCCAACUUUGGUUAUUCGUGGAACUGGUUUGUAUGAAUUAUGGCGCACUGGAAGAUACAAAAACUAUGCUCCACAAGCACUUGUUAAUCUUAUUGCCAAGAUUCUGGCCAUGGUACCUCCUUGGACUCGUGUAUAUCGUGUACAAAGGGAUAUUCCUAUGCCACUAGUGACAUCCGGCGUCGAAUAUGGUAAUCUAAGAGAGCUUGCCUUGAGUCGUAUGAAAGAUCUUGGUACCGAAUGUCGUGAUGUGCGCACGCGAGAGGUUGGUAUUCAGGACAUUCAUAACAAGGUACGUCCAGACCAAGUGGAAUUGAUCCGUCGUGAUUACGUGGCCAAUGGUGGAUGGGAAACCUUUCUUUCGUAUGAAGAUCCAGAGCAAGAUAUUCUUAUUGGUCUACUACGUCUUCGAAAGUGCAGUGAGGCCGUGUUCCGACCUGAACUCAAGACUGUCGGACAAUGCUCUAUUGUGCGAGAGUUGCAUGUAUAUGGCAGUGUAGUUCCAGUUCACAAUCGCGAUCCAACAAAAUUCCAGCAUCAAGGGUUUGGCACCAUGCUAAUGGAAGAAGCCGAGCGAAUUGCCAAAGAAGAGCAUGGAAGUGUCAAACUAUCUGUUAUUUCAGGCGUAGGUACUCGUCACUAUUACCGCAAACUAGGAUAUGAAUUGGAUGGACCAUACAUGUCCAAGAUGCUAUGA
Batrachochytrium dendrobatidis JAM81 is the source of this 1668-nucleotide messenger RNA. Its product is annotated as Elongator subunit ELP3. The record is from RefSeq and is a predicted model, not a curated record. Gene Ontology annotation, cellular component: nucleus; elongator holoenzyme complex; cytoplasm. Bases 1 to 1668 code for a protein of 555 amino acids. The transcript is spliced from 7 exons. Gene Ontology annotation, biological process: tRNA wobble base 5-methoxycarbonylmethyl-2-thiouridinylation. Gene Ontology annotation, molecular function: iron-sulfur cluster binding; acyltransferase activity, transferring groups other than amino-acyl groups. Lineage: Eukaryota; Fungi; Chytridiomycota; Chytridiomycetes; Rhizophydiales.